GCGCUUCUCCAUGUUUGUUCAUCGUUUCAGCUUUGGAGAUGGUGCUGGAAACAAAGACUCGAUUCUUCUGGAUAAAACUUAUUUCUGAGAGUUUGAUACGACGAAGACAAUGAAGCUGUUCGUGUUUCUGCUUUGCCUUGUUCACGGAGUGUCAGCAGUGACUCACUCUCUGAAGUAUUUCUUCACUGGCUCAUCUCAAGUCCCAAACUUCCCAGAGUUUGUGGUUGUUGGUUUGGUUGAUGAAGUUCAGAUGGUUCACUAUGACAGCAACACCCAGAAAGCAGAGCCCACACAGGACUGGAUAAAGAAAUACACAGAGGAUGAUCCACAGUACUGGGAGAGAGAGACUGGGAAGUUCUUGGGUUCCCAACAGUGGUUCAAAGUCAACAUUGAAAUUGCAAAGAAGCGCUUCAACCAAACUGGAGGUGUCCACAUUGCCCAGAGGAUGUAUGGCUGUGAAUGGGAUGAUGAGACUAAUGAGGUGAAGGGAUAUGAUCAGGGUGGUUAUGAUGGAGAGGACUUCAUAUCAUUCGACCUGGAGUCAGGGCAGUUUAUUGCUCCAAAACCAGAGGGUGUCAUCACCAAACACAAGUGGGACAAUGACAAAGCUUUUAUCGCACAGGAGAAGAACUACCUCACCCAGAUUUGUCCUGAGUGGUUGAAGAAGUAUGUGAACUAUGGGAGGAGCUCUCUGAUGAGAAAAGACGUCCCCUCAGUGUCUCUCCUCCAGAAGACUCCCUCCUCUCCAGUCAGCUGCCACGCUACAGGUUUCUACCCUGACAGAGCCAUGAUGUUCUGGAGGAAAGAUGGAGAGGAGAUUCAUGAAGGAGUGGAACGUGGAGAGAUCCUCCCCAACCAUGAUGGAUCCUUCCAGAUGAAAGUUGACCUGGAUGUUUCAUCAGUGUCACCUGAAGACUGGAAGAAGUACGACUGUGUGUUUCAGCUCUCUGGUGUGGAGGACGACAUCAUCACCAACCUGGAGCCUGAAAGUGGAGGGUUCCCUACUGCUGCUGUUAUUGGAGGUGUUGUGGCAUUGCUCCUCCUGGCAGCCUGUGUAGCUGGAAUUGUCAUCUGGAAAAAACGCAGCAAUGGUGAAGAACAAAAAUAUGGGUUUAAACGCGCUAACACUUCUGACACUUCAUCAUCAUCAUCUUGACGUACAGACCCAGAGAAGGAAAAAGCUCCACUCGUAUAAAGUGAAAGGUGAGAAGUUGAAAAAUGAUGGGAUUUUUCAACUUGACCUGAAGAACGUUAUGAAAAAUAACACUUGAAUGCACCAUCAGCAAAAUAAAUUUCUCAAAUUUUAAUUUACAUCUCAAAUCAAGUUGUUUCAAUAUGUGUUUAAAUAACUACUAGAAACAUUUACUUGUGUUCAGGCUUCAUUCAUUCAUGUGUAGGUUUCUCCAACAGCUGCCAGGUUGUUUUUAACCACUAAGCGGUUGUAGAAGAUGAGGAUAAGAGAAAUGUGUUCUAGUCAUAGUGUUGUUGAGCUGUAUCAUGUCAUCAGGUGUUUUUAAUCCCUGCAUCAGCUUUUAGAGGCCAAAGAUAAGAAGGAUCACCUGCUGCUUAACGCGGACAAGACCAAAGAGAUGGUGAUUGACUUCAGGAGGAAGGGAACUGCUCCUCAGCCAGUCAGUAUUCUUGGUAGGGAUGUGGAGGUGGUGGAGUACAAAUACCUGGAAGUGACAAUCGAUAACAGACUGAACUGGAGGACCAACGGUAGCUGUGUAAAAGAAGGCCUGCAGCAGACUCUACUUCCUGAGGAAGCUGAGGUCCUUCAACGGGUGCAGUAAGAUGCUGGAGAUCUUCUACCAGUCUGUUGUGACCAGCACGCUUUUCUCUGCAACAACAGAGCUCCUUCUCCAAGACACUCAGACAACUCUGAGUCUCAAAGAACGCUACAGGAAAUCUUUCCUGCCUCCAGCCACACGCCUGUUCAACUCCUCAUCUGUAUGUGUAUGUACAGUGUGUUAUACUCUGUAUAACACACUGUACAUUAUUUAUUUUUCCUUCUUGUAUUCACUUUUUUUUCAGUUCACUUAUUUUUAUAAUUCUGUAAAUAACGUGUAUAUCUAUCUAUCUAUAAGUGGUGAAGAAAAGAGUGAAUGUUGUGUUAGAAUGAACACACAACUGUCGACACAGUCUGUAGUGCUGUUUGUCUUGAUUUUUAAUUUAAAGUUAGUUACAUAUUUCAUUGUUUACUUUCCAGUAAUUAGUAAAUUAAAUUUAUAAUUUUAUCAUUUAUUAUUAUUAAUUUGCUUAAUUAGAAAUUUUCUUGAAUCUGUUUUUAAUUGGCUCAUAUUUAUUAGUUUUUCUGGGAUCAGUUCUUUUAUUACAGUUUGUGAGUUAAAGGGAUUUGGUUGUGAUUUUAUUACUGUAAAACUUGGAUUUUGUAAAUGCUCAAAAAAUAAAGUGCUUCUGAAAACAA
Mugil cephalus (flathead mullet) is the source of this 2428-nucleotide messenger RNA. Its product is annotated as BOLA class I histocompatibility antigen, alpha chain BL3-6-like. Gene Ontology annotation, biological process: immune response. The record is from RefSeq and is a predicted model, not a curated record. The transcript is spliced from 8 exons. NCBI's taxonomy places the organism in Eukaryota, Metazoa, Chordata, Actinopteri, Mugiliformes, Mugilidae. Gene Ontology annotation, cellular component: external side of plasma membrane. The coding region runs from base 110 to 1156 and encodes 348 amino acids.